Zonotrichia albicollis (white-throated sparrow) is the source of this 2040-nucleotide messenger RNA. RefSeq names its product acyl-coenzyme A amino acid N-acyltransferase 2. The record is from RefSeq and is a predicted model, not a curated record. NCBI's taxonomy places the organism in Eukaryota, Metazoa, Chordata, Aves, Passeriformes, Passerellidae. Gene Ontology annotation, molecular function: fatty acyl-CoA hydrolase activity. Gene Ontology annotation, cellular component: peroxisome. Gene Ontology annotation, biological process: fatty acid metabolic process; acyl-CoA metabolic process.
UUGCAGUUCUCCUUGCUCCAAGGAGGGAAUUCCUGUUGGGAAUGAGCCCCAGAACGUGUCAGCAAGGAAGGGGGCAUGGUGUCACACACCCUUCUCUGGGGGCAACGCCGGGAAUUUAGCAGGGGCUGGAAGUUGGAAAUCCACGUGGAUUUCUUAACAUUCCUGAUUUUUCUUGGUCCAUGGACACCCCUUUCUGCAUUCCUGGGGAGGGAUGUGGCUCUGAGCUGGGAUGGGGGGACAAAGGGGUGCACUGGGUGGAAAAUGGGAUUGCAGGAAUCAGCAUGGAGCCCUGGGAUGGGAAUAUGGGGUCUUGGAGCUUCAUGCUGGGGUGGCAAUUUUGGGGGGUGGCCUGAAUUGAAAUGGAGUGCGUCCCACCCGUGUGCAGGAGUGGGGAGGUGCCACAGGGAAAAUGGGGACUGACAGGAAUUUCGGGGUGUGGCCGGUGCCAGGCAGGCACGGGGUCAUGGGGCAGGAGGGCUCUGCCCUCGCCAUUCCCGGGUUAAUGAUUUCCAAGGAAUCCUCAAACCUUUCCCUGUGCAGAGCCCACGGCCCAGGCUGUGCCCAGCGGGGUAAGAGAAGGGGAAGCUCGGGCCCUUAGGGGCCGAUUUCCUGCUGUCACGGGUGUGGGAGGACCACGAGAACCACGAGUCUCCUCCCAGGGCUGGACCGGGGCCAACAUCCCAGUUCCCAGCCUGCCGUGCUGCACAGGACGGGAGCGGGGUGUACACAGCACCGGGGGGCUCCGAGCCCCUGGAUCCCCACCCUGCUCCGGCUCCAGGGUGCACCAUGGUGGAGGUGACGGUGACGCCGCAGUCCUCGCUGGCCGACCGGCCCGUGCAGAUCCGUGUGCGGGGACUGUCCCCAUCCCAGCUGGUCACGCUCCGGGCCUGGCUGAAGGAUGAGCAGGGCGAGUGCUUCCAAUCCCGUGCCUUUUUCCGCGCCGAUGGAGCGGGAGAGGUGGAUCCCGGGCUCCACGCCGCCCUGGGGGGCAGCUACUCCGGGCUCUGGCCCAUGGGGCUCCUGUGGUUCCUGCAGCCCGACACGCUGUUCCGGCGGCUGGUGAAGCGGGAUGUGGCCGGCAGCCCCUUCCGCGUGCGGCUGGAGGUGUGGGACGGGCUCAGCCUGGGCACGGAUCUGCGGGAGCAGCCGCUGGCAUCCUGUGAGGCCGAGCGCUGGUACGUGGGCCCCGGAGUGCAGCGGGUGCCCAUCCGUGAGGGAAGGGUCCGUGGCGCCCUGUUCCUGCCUCCUGGUCCGGGCCCCUUCCCCGGAGUUAUCGACCUGUUUGGGGGUGCGGGGGGCCUCAUUGAGUUCCGGGCAGGGCUCUUGGCCAGCCGGGGCUUUGCCGUGCUGGCCCUCGCCUUCUUCGCCUAUGACGACCUGCCCCGAGUCCUGGCCCAGCUGGACCUGGAAUAUUUCGAGGAAGCGGCUGAGCUGCUCCUCCGGCAUCCCAAGGUCCGAGGCCCUGGCCUGGGCGUGGUGGGCGUUUCCAAAGGCGCGGAGGUGGCCUUGGCCAUGGCCACCUUCCUGCCACAGGUGGCGGCCACGGUGUGGAUCAACGGCACGAGCUUCCUGUACGGAAACCCGCUGCUCUACAAGGAGCUGCGCAUCCCGGCCAUCCCCUACCACACCGAGCGCGUCCUGUUCACCGAGGUGGGAGCCAUGGACAACUCGGCCAUCUUUGACGACCCCCGGGACGCCGCGCACCGCGCCUCGGCCAUCCCGGUGGAGAGGAUCCGGGGCAAGGUGCUGUUUGUGGUGGGAGAGGCCGACCGCAGCUUCAACAGCAAGCUCUUCGCCGAGCUGGCCCUGGCGCGGAUGCCGCCGGAGAGCGGCCGGGUGCUGUCCUACCCCGGCGCCGGGCACCUGAUCGAGCCCCCCGGGUCCCCCCUGUGCAGCAACUCCGCCAUCCGCGGCACCCCCAAACCCGUGGCCUGGGGGGGAGAGCUCCAGGCCCACGCCCGGGCACAGGAACAUUCCUGGCAGGAGAUCCUGCAGUUCUUGGAGCUCCAUCUGGGCUCGGUUGCUGCCAUGAAGCUGUGA